Molecule: messenger RNA, 2558 nt
Organism: Hyaloscypha bicolor E
Lineage: Eukaryota; Fungi; Ascomycota; Leotiomycetes; Helotiales; Hyaloscyphaceae
Product: putative acetolactate synthase catalytic subunit, mitochondrial
Exons: 5
Coding region: 218-2320 (700 amino acids)
Biological process (GO): L-valine biosynthetic process
Cellular component (GO): acetolactate synthase complex; mitochondrion
Molecular function (GO): flavin adenine dinucleotide binding; acetolactate synthase activity; thiamine pyrophosphate binding
Source: RefSeq, a predicted model, not a curated record
UUUGUCUGGCCGCCCCAGAGUGAUUCAUCUCCAAGAUCCAAGAGAUCCAACACCCACAAUAUACUUCCCGCCCAAACGAAACACCAAAGGCAAGGAACAAUCCACGUCCUGCUUGUGUUACGGCCAACCCCCAUAAAGAGCUGAGCUGAGCCAAUCGAGGCAUCCCUCUUUCACACUUCUCUUCCUUCUCCCACUCUCCGCUCCGACGCCGCUCAAAAUGCUUCGAUCCUAUCCUGCGAGGACCGCCGUCCGCGCCUUGAGGCAGAAAUCAAGAUGCAAUACACAACACUUCUCGUCCUCACCAGCGGCGGCGGGUACCGCAUUGGUGCGAAAGGACCCCGCAGGUAAAAGAACACAGGCAACGGUUGCGACCGCUCCAGCCACUUCACCACAGACAAGUCCAAGUUCUGCCUUUAAUUCCACAGCACCCAAACGGGAAAACCCUUUAGAAACCGCCAAACAUGGCCGACAAUUGGAAAUGGACGAGUCAUUUAUUGGAAAGACUGGAGGAGAGAUCUUUCAUGAAAUGAUGCUUAGGCAAGGUGUCAAGCACAUCUUCGGUUAUCCUGGCGGUGCCAUCCUUCCCGUUUUCGAUGCUAUCUACAACUCAAAACAUUUCCAAUUCAUUCUCCCAAAACAUGAACAAGGCGCUGGGCAUAUGGCACAAGGGUAUGCGAGGGCUAGCGGAAAACCUGGUGUUGUACUUGUGACUUCAGGACCUGGUGCGACAAACGUUAUUACACCGAUGCAGGAUGCCCUCUCCGAUGGAACUCCGAUGAUCGUUUUCACCGGCCAGGUAGUCACGGCAGCUAUUGGCAGCGACGCUUUCCAAGAAGCAGAUGUUGUCGGUAUCUCGAGAGCAUGCACAAAAUGGAACGUGAUGGUUAAGAAUGUGGCGGAGCUUCCAAAACGGAUAAAUGAAGCCUUCGAGAUUGCCACAUCCGGAAGACCCGGUCCCGUGUUGGUGGAUUUACCAAAGGAUGUUACGGCCGCCGUCCUACGAAAGGCCAUUCCGAUGACCAGCACUAUCCCAGCCCUUCCUAGCCAAGCAUCAAAAGCAGCACAAGAAGUGUUGAAGAGACAGCUCAAGGCCACAAUCAGCCGUGUGGCUCGUUUGGUCAAUAUUGCCAAGAAACCGGUGAUCUACGCAGGACAGGGUGUUAUUUCCCUUCCCGAAGGUCCUAAACUGCUCAAGGAGCUCGCCGAUAAAGCCUUUAUCCCUGUUACAACGACUCUCCAAGGUCUCGGCGGCUUUGAUGAGCUUGAUGGAAAGUCGUUAAACAUGCUUGGAAUGCAUGGUUCAGCAUAUGCCAACUUAGCAAUGCAAGAUGCAGAUCUCAUUAUUGCUCUCGGAGCACGUUUUGAUGAUCGUGUGACUGGAAGUAUUCCGAAAUUCGCACCACAGGCUAAGGCUGCCGCUGCCGAGGGACGAGGAGGCAUCGUCCACUUUGAGAUAAUGCCCAAGAACAUCAAUAAGGUUGUUCAAGCAACUGAGGCCGUAGAAGGCGAUGUUGUUGACAACCUUGCUCUCCUCAACCCACUCAUCGAGAACCGGAGCAUGGAGGACCGAAAAGAAUGGUUCGACCAGAUUAAUUUCUGGAAGAAGAAGUUCCCUCUCAACGACUACGAAAAGGCAGCUCGUGGUGGUCUCAUCAAACCUCAAACUCUCAUUGAAGAGCUCUCAAAUCUCACUGCUCACCGAAAAGAUAACACCAUCAUCACCACCGGUGUAGGCCAACAUCAAAUGUGGGCAGCGCAACAUUUCCGCUGGAGGCAUCCAAGAACCAUGAUCACAUCUGGUGGUCUCGGAACAAUGGGAUUUGGUCUCCCCGCUGCCAUUGGAGCAAAGGUCGCCCGACCUGAUGCUCUCGUCAUCGACAUCGACGGCGACGCCUCCUUCAACAUGACACUCACCGAAAUGUCAACAGCCAAGCAAUUCAAUAUCGGCGUCAAGAUCAUCGUCUUGAACAACGAGGAGCAAGGCAUGGUCACCCAAUGGCAGAAUAUCUUCUACGAAGAUCGAUACGCGCAUACCCACUCCGAGAACCCGGAUUUCAUGAAGCUUGCCGACGCGAUGGGUAUCCAGCACCGGAGAUGCAUCAGGCCGGAGGAUGUGAAGGAUGCCUUAACUUGGUUGAUUGAGAGUGAGGGCCCAGCUUUCUUGGAGGUGGUGACGGAUAAGAAAGUCCCGGUCCUACCCAUGGUGCCGGCUGGGAGUGCGUUGCAUGAGUUCCUUGUGUAUGAUGGCACCAAAGACAAAGAACGCAGGAAAUUAAUGGCGGAGAGAACGGGCGGCAAGCAUGGUGGUAAUAUCGAAUAAGCAUAUUCUCGUUUGAUCUUUUGCAUGAACUUCAUGGAAUUGGUGUUGAAUUGGGAAAAGUACUUUGAAAAUCGUUUUCAGGAAUUUGAUAUUGAAUGGUUUCUUGAUGCACGGGUUGAACUCAGCUCGUUGGGAUCAGAAACCCAGACCGAAAUACGUUGAGGGACGGAGUAGAGGAGAGGAGAGUGGAGAAGUGGAGUGUAAAUGUACAUAAUAAAAUCAAAGUGUGAUUCAAAGA